This is a messenger RNA of Guyanagaster necrorhizus, 557 nucleotides long. RefSeq lists its product as uncharacterized. The coding region runs from base 6 to 557 and encodes 183 amino acids. NCBI's taxonomy places the organism in Eukaryota, Fungi, Basidiomycota, Agaricomycetes, Agaricales, Physalacriaceae. The transcript is spliced from 3 exons. The record is from RefSeq and is a predicted model, not a curated record.
CAAACAUGCCUCGUUGGUCGCAGCACGCUGAGGAUUCUUUUCGCCUUCCGGAAGGUUUUCGAAGAGUCGGAUACGAUGCAGACACGAUGCGGUAUACCUUCACCGACAAAAAUGGGAAGUUGUACCAGAGCGCCCCUGGUGAGGAGUAUGGUACCCUGACGCCGGUCACUGUCUCUGCGUCAACUAAUAGGCCUGGAGCCUUUUCAGAUGGAAAAAACCCGAAGGUCGAGUCUACCGGGUCCCCUUCGACGUUCCAGGAACUUCUCCCUCCUUCGGCUAUAACGUCUGCCUCGUCGUCCUCGGUUCAGAAUUUGCCAGCACCGCCGCCGAAGGUGCACUUUAAUGGCGCGAUGCGAACUGCACUUCCCAAAAUGCGGGGCGUCGUCCAGAGCCUCCGGCGAUCCAUUACUGGCAAGUAUAGUAAGGGGUCCACCUCUGCGGCAGGCCAAGCUUCUCGUCGUCGUGAGAGUGGCAAGAGUUCAUCUUCGACUACCGCGGCCAGCUCGGGUGGCGCUAGCACCGUUGACCAAUCGAAGAGUUCUGAAUCCAACGUUUAG